Molecule: messenger RNA, 2037 nt
Organism: Catharus ustulatus (Swainson's thrush)
Lineage: Eukaryota; Metazoa; Chordata; Aves; Passeriformes; Turdidae
Gene: MARCHF8
Product: membrane associated ring-CH-type finger 8
Exons: 8
Coding region: 252-1958 (568 amino acids)
Biological process (GO): antigen processing and presentation of peptide antigen via MHC class II; protein polyubiquitination; immune response
Cellular component (GO): early endosome membrane; lysosome; cytoplasm
Molecular function (GO): ubiquitin protein ligase activity; zinc ion binding; MHC protein binding
Source: RefSeq, a predicted model, not a curated record
GGGAGCCGCGGUAAACAGGAGCCGGGGGAGAGCUGGGGGAGAGACCGGCCUCGUAGAAGCCUCCAAGCCCCACGGCCCGCCGCCUCCUGGCCCCGGGCAUGGGCAGCAGCAGCCGCCGCAGCCGGAGGAGGAGCCGCCGGCCCGGGCCCUGUGCGGGGCACCACCAAGUUGCAAGGCCUUACAAUGGCACGGAAUGAGCACUGCAUUCAAGCCUCCUUCCUGUAAAUGAUAGGACCAAACAAGGCGGUGUGAUGAACAUGCCACUGCAUCAAAUCUCUGUCAUUCCAGCUCAGGAUGUUACCUCUUCCAGAGUCUCCAGGAGCAAGACCAAAGAAAAAGAGGAACAGAAUGAGAAGGCUUUGGGGCAUUCCGUGAGCCGCUCUAGUAACAUCUCAAAGGCUGGAAGUCCAACCUCUGUCUCUGCCCCUCAUAGCUUCUCUCGGACUUCUGUUACGCCAUCCAACCAGGACAUCUGCAGUUCCAGUGCAGUGUUUUCUGAGUGUUGUCAUCACAGUCCAGUGCAGUCUGCUGUUGUCUUGAAAAAUGCGCACUGCCAGAGCCCUCUGACACAAGGGGUCACUGUGACAGUAAUCUGUCAGGACACGUUACAUGCAGCAAAGAGAAACUCCCGUGGGCAGGAUCGGGGCCAGGCACUCAGGUCUGCUAAGAAUGUAAAGCCCACCCGCACUCUGAAAUUCUCCAAGUCCCUCAAUGACGUGGACCAGAAGGCGCAGAGCACCAACGAGUGCUUUGAUUAUGUGGAGCGAACACGCUCAGAAGGCAAACUGACCCCGAACCAAGAGCAGUGUUUAAGGAUUAACAAAUUUCAUCUUAAAGAGAGGAAACCACUGAAUCUCAGGCCUCUGUCUUUUAGCAAUUCUAAGCACUCCUAUAUCCCUUCCCUUUCCAACUACUCAAGUGCAUCGGGAGGAGCAGAGAACCACAGCGCUGUACAUAUCCCCCUGCUGGAGGACAAGGUGGACCAUGACUCCUCAAGGAGCAAAAAACUGUUGCGUUACCUUUUUUCCUUCUCCCACACCUCCAGCAUCAGCAGCCUGCAUAAAUUUCAUGAACUGGAGAGCUAUUCCAGUCACUUCCAAGCUGACAAAUCCUCCAGCAUGCUGGUGGGAAGCACGGACUUCUGCUCUGAUGAUAUGGGAGAUGAUGACGUCUUUGAGGACAGCACCUCAGUGAAACUCAAAGCAAAAGAGCAGCGGGCACCACUCUGUUCAGUUGAGAAGGACAGUGACCUUGACUGCCCUUCCCCCCUCUCAGAAAAGUUACCCCCUCUCUCCCCUGUGUCCACAUCCGGGGAUACCUGCAGGAUAUGUCACUGUGAAGGCGAUGAUGAGAGCCCUUUGAUUACCCCCUGUCACUGUACGGGAAGUCUUCAUUUUGUGCACCAGGCCUGCCUGCAGCAAUGGAUCAAGAGCUCGGAUACGCGAUGCUGUGAGCUGUGCAAGUACGAGUUCAUCAUGGAGACAAAACUGAAGCCUCUGAGAAAGUGGGAGAAGCUGCAGAUGACAGCCAGUGAGAGGAGGAAGAUCAUGUGCUCUGUAACAUUCCACAUCAUUGCCAUCACCUGUGUUGUGUGGUCUCUCUAUGUCCUCAUAGACAGGACUGCUGAAGAGAUUAAACAGGGACAAACUACCGGUAUUCUAGAGUGGCCAUUUUGGACUAAGCUGGUAGUUGUGGCUAUUGGUUUCACUGGAGGACUUCUGUUCAUGUAUGUACAAUGCAAGGUGUACGUACAGCUGUGGAAGAGACUUAAAGCUUAUAACCGAGUAAUAUAUGUACAAAACUGUCCAGAAACUAGCAAAAAGAAUAUUUUUGAAAAACCUGCACUAAUGGAGCCAAACUUUGAAAGUAAAGAAAUGUUUGGGGUUCACCAUUCAGACACAAACUCUUCACAUUACACAGAGCCAGAAGACUGUGCUGCAGAAAUCCUUCAUGUCUGAUUGCUAGGUGUAAGGGGUGUUUCUGUAUGUCCUUGAAGAUUUGAAUAUCAUUGUUUACUGCAAACUGCUCUACCUUUUU